Molecule: messenger RNA, 1810 nt
Organism: Saccoglossus kowalevskii
Lineage: Eukaryota; Metazoa; Hemichordata; Enteropneusta; Harrimaniidae
Product: TGF-beta-activated kinase 1 and MAP3K7-binding protein 1-like
Biological process (GO): protein dephosphorylation
Molecular function (GO): protein serine/threonine phosphatase activity
Source: RefSeq, a predicted model, not a curated record
GGAUCCCGGAAGCACCUCUUACCGUAAAUACCACACUAUUUCACCAAUUACCAGACGUAUAUUCCAGUCAUCGUGGAAACCAAGAAAAGGCAAGCAUUCCGGAGAAAUAAUCUGACAUAUCAGAUGUAGCUUUGACACCCGACCAACUUAAUUUGACCUUUUCUUUGUGUCCUUGUUUGUUUGGGGUCUGUGGAAGAUGUCAUCCCACGGCUUGACCACCGCUAACCGUGCCCCCAGAGUGGGUCUACAGAGUCAAUCGUUGAGUUGGACCGAUGAUCUUCCAGUUUGUCGUCUAUCCGGUGUUGGGUUUUCAACCAAUCAGAUUUACCGUGAAGACGGUGGACGUCUUGAAGAGCAUGAAUUUGAAGAUCACUGUUUUCAUUUCAGAGCUGAAGAUGAUGUCUACUUGUAUGGUGUCUUUGAUGGACAUGAUGGUGGCAGAGUUUCUCACUUUGCCUCUCAGAGGAUGCCAGCUGAGUUGUUGCUAGGGCAACUGAACAAUGAGACAGAUGAUGGCGUGAUCAAGAGAAUCUUACAGCAGGCAUUCAAUUCUGUUGAGAAGGGGUUCUUUCAAUCAAUAGACGAGGCAUUGGCAGAGAAGACAAAUUUAAAGUUGAUGAUACCGGAGGGAAUCAGUGAUUAUGAAUUCUGUCAGAAGUAUCCGGAAGCAGUUACCAAGUUACAACAUUUAGAGACAGAAAUCAGUGGUGGUACUACAGCCAUUGUUACGUUGAUUGUUAAUAACAAAUUGUAUGUCGCUAAUGUUGGUGACAGUAGAGCUUUACUUGUAAAAGCCGGCCAAGAAGGACACUUCAUAGUUCAACAGCUGAGUGUUGAUCACAACAUUGACAAUGAAGACGAGUUGCUGAGAUUAUCGCAGCUUGGACUUGACACUGAGAAAAUACGACAAGAAGGCAGGAAACUAGGAAGUCAUGAAACUACUCGCAGCAUUGGAGACUAUAGUGUGAAAGGUGGCUAUAAAGACUUUGACAUUCUUAGUGUUGCCCACAGUGAACCAGUCAUUGGGGAUCCUGAAAUAAUAGGGGGUCUACCUAUUGACGAAUCAUGCCGUUUUCUGCUACUUUUCACCAAUGGACUCUACAAGUCUCUUGAAGAAGCCACGGAUGCCAAAAAUGUCAAUUAUGACAUUGCGAACAUGGUGGCGACGGAAUUUGCUGUACAGUCCACAUUGAAUGGCGUCGCUCAAGCAAUUGUUGAUAAGGUUGUAAGACUUCACCAUGAUACGUAUAUGAGCGAUUAUGAAAAUUCGAAAAAUUGUCAACGACGUGAUGACAUCACUCUGAUUGUACGGAACUUUAAUAUGCCGCUUGGGAUGCAGAGUCCAACGCAAGGUGGCCAGUAUAAUCCUGUGGCUGUCCCGUACACGACUGGUGGGACAUUAACGAGUCUGGUCAUUCCAAUGCCGAACAUGCAAUCCAGCACCCCUCUCAACAGCAGUAAAAGCCACACAUCUUUGGACAUGCAACCGUUGCACAUUGAAACUAACAUUUCAAGUCCUGAAAGCACAACACCAACCAGAGGUGUGUUGCCAUGGGGAACAAACGCGACACCUCCCACCCCACUGGACGAGUCAUCACCACACAGAAGCCGUAGCAACACACAGACGAGUAGCAGUGAUACUCAGAACAGUGAUGAUGGUGAACGGUUCUUAUUUCAGAGAUUACAGCCGCCACAGACGGGUACGAACCAGCCUGAUGAAGAUGGACGUAUUGAUGCCUAUGUAGAUUUCACUGAUUUUUACAGACUGUACAAUGCUGCAAGGGAAAAUGCUGGUUCUAAAAUACAAUAA